GUCUCAUGGGUGUAUCUUCUUCUUUUCCCGUUCUGCAUUCUUUGACCGGGGCAUCAAAAUCUGCAGCUUCAACUACACAGGUGUUUGCAUAGAAUGGGGAAAACGGCUUACAAGAGGUUGCUGGGAAGCCAGAGCUUCCGGCAACGCCUUCUUCUCGCUACUCUCUCUUCGACUCCCAUUCUCAUCGAAGACAUUCGCGCCGACGAGACUUGGCCAGGUCUCCGCAACCACGAGAUUUCACUCCUCCGUCUCUUUGAAACUGUCUGCGAUGAUUGCCAUGUAGAAAUCAACGAAACUGGUACCAAAUUAAAGUACAAGCCUGGAACUAUUAUCGGUGGCAGGCAACACCGUGCUCACGAUUGUGGCGUCUCGCGCUCCAUUGCCUAUUUUCUGGAGCCACUCAUUGUGUUGUGUUUGUUUGCCAAACAGCCCCUCACGAUUAGGCUCAAAGGAAUUACGAAUGAUUCUAAGGAUCCAUCUGUUGAUACCUUCAAGUCUACUGCUUUACCCAUAUUGAAGCGCUUUGGAGUUCCCUCUGAAGGCUUGGAGCUUAAAAUAGAGAGUCGUGGAUUACCUCCCGAUGGUGGUGGCGAAGUUGUUUUAUCACUUCCUGUUGUUCAGAGUCUAUCUGCUGUUAGUUGGAUUGAUGAAGGUUUUGUGAAGAAAAUUAGAGGAACUACCUUUUCAACCAGGGUGUCCGUUCAGUUUGAAAAUAGCAUGAUUAAAGCUACCCGUGGAAUAAUCAAUCCUUUGGUUUCUGAUGUGCACAUUUUCUCUGAUCACAGAUCAGGUCCUCAGGCUGGAAAUUCUCCUGGCUAUGGGAUUUCGCUUGUUGCGGAAACUACUUCUGGUUGCUUCAUCUCUGCAGACACUGCUGUUUCUCAUUCCAGGGAUGAUGAUACUUCUAGCCUUCCAGAUGACGCAAAAAGAGACCUGAUGCCUCCAGAGGAUAUUGGUGUGGGGACUGCCAAUGCUUUACUUGGUGAGAUAGCUCAAAAUGGAGUGGUAGAUUCAACACAUCAGGGCUUGCUAUUUCUUCUUUGUGCACUAUGCCCUCAAGAUGUUUCAAAGGUUCGCGUUGGAAAACUUUCUCAGUACGGGGUUGAGACUCUUAGAAACAUAAGGGAUUUUCUAAAUUUGAAGUUCAUUAUCAAACCAGAGCCGAACACACAGUCAGUUUUUCUCAAGUGUGUUGGUUAUGGCAUGAAGAACCUUUCUCGAAAGGUAUCAUAAAGCGCGUUCAAAAGUGUUAUAAAUCCAAAAUACAAGUCUGAAAGAAUUGCAAUUUUGAAGCAACUGCUACUUUGACACCUGGAAAAGACCUCAACAGCAGCUUCAAUAUGUAAUAUUAUGCCAAUGAUCAUGAUGUACCCUUCUCCCGUAUGAAUUAACAGGUGAAAUUCAGAUUCAAUUGUAACCCAGUUUUGCUAGCUAUAAAUAUAUUUGAGCGUUUUA
Messenger RNA from Vigna umbellata (rice bean), 1455 nucleotides. RefSeq names its product putative RNA 3'-terminal phosphate cyclase-like protein. Gene Ontology annotation, biological process: ribosome biogenesis; endonucleolytic cleavage of tricistronic rRNA transcript (SSU-rRNA, 5.8S rRNA, LSU-rRNA). Gene Ontology annotation, cellular component: nucleolus. The record is from RefSeq and is a predicted model, not a curated record. Lineage: Eukaryota; Viridiplantae; Streptophyta; Magnoliopsida; Fabales; Fabaceae. Gene Ontology annotation, molecular function: RNA endonuclease activity.